UAGAAGAAUGUAAAACAUCAAAGGGGCAGGCCUAAGCAAGCUAUAGGUUACAUGUCUGAGCUAGCAAAGUAAUUAUACAUGUCUAAAUUCAGUAUCUUGUUGCAGUCACCUUGCUGUUUUUAUAGGUAUCAGUUCAUUACUUAGGAAUCUCUGCAGCAAUUAGUGUUACAUACAUGUGUCUUGCUUGUAGUUAGAAGCAGCCACUAAACAAAUCAUAUUUGAAGAUUGGAUAUCUGCUUUGUUUGCAUCUAACUUAGCAGAGCUCUGUAUAUCAAGAAAGAAGAUUGUACAUGUAUAUCUGUUUUACCAACCUUUAUACUCGCUAGAGAAGAUUUUAGACAGUAAUUUAGAGUCUUAUCUUGCUGACCGUUUGUUGCAAGUAAGCUCAGAGUUGCUAACGGCCGCCAUUUUAUUUCAGUGUGACCACACCCGCUUUAAAUGAAAGUUAUGCUGUUUAACAUUAAUAAUACAUGUAGUUAGACGACCCAUGCCCGUACAUACAGACAGACGCUUUCUCAUCUUAGUAGAGCUCGCUCAGGCUCACCCCAAUUAGAGAUGUGUCUCAUCAAUAGUUUCCAGAACUUUUGAGAAAGCAUACAGUAUCAUGUACAUGUAUCUACUACAUGUACAUGUACAUACUGUACAUGUACCUCAUACAUUUGUAUUAUAAUUAUCAUUGGUCAACAUGCACAUAUAUAACAAGUGAAUGCUACUGAAUAGCUUUCAUCAAUUGUGGCACAUACGUGUACACGUAUGCGUAUGACAGUGUUGCAUGGCAAGAGGGCUAAGACCAUCUUUAACUUAUUAUGAAAGUACCAACCCUCAAGGGAGAAUACUGUACCGUUGGUAAUUUUUGUGGGGUAUUAAUUUUUAUUAAUUUCAUGGUUCAUUUGUAUCCACCCCUACCACUCACACUUGAGAACCUAAUUAGCUGGCCAUUCCGAACUCUAACUACUGUUUUCAAGCCAGUGGAGGAGCCAGAGUUUUUGCCUAUUGCUCCAUAUUCCACUAUAAGCCAUGUAUUGGAAGCUAGUGCUGUAGAUCCAAGUGAAAAGAAGCUUGCUACCUUCCAGCCAUGAAUAUACAUGUACCCACAAAUAUUAGCUUCUAAGUAUAGGUUAUUAACCGAGGUAGAGGUUUCUAUUGGAUUUAUUAACCGAGCGGUGAAGUUGCAAGGUUAAUAAAUACGAUAGAAACCAAGACCGAGGUUAAUAACUGACUUCUAUCAUGCAUUACUAUAACAACCACUGACCAAUCGGAAUGUAUAACAGGAGAGUAUAAAAGCCUUCUCCCAUGGUUACCAAAUUCAUAAUUUGCGACUCACUUCAAAUAAAAAGAAGGCAAAAAGUUGCUCCUUGUGUUGCAGCCAUUUUUAAAAAGUCACUCCUAAAAUAAUUAAGGACACACCCAUCAGAAGUAAUGGAUAAAGGGGCGCCACCCUUUGAUGGAGCUACAAAGCGUUUUGCUAAGCCGAAAUCAGAAGAAGAGCUUGAAAUCAUUCAAAAGAAUUCAGAGCCGCUAACUACUGCAAGGACCAACAAAUGGGCAGUUGCUGUAUGGAACAAAUGGUCUAAAUGCAGGCUAGAUGAUCACAAAGAGGCUCCGAUUGGUCCGCCAUAUUUGCUACCUUCAAAGGAUGAUCUUUACCACUGGAUGACUUGCUUCAUCGUUGAAAUCAGAUGCAAGGAUGAGUUUCAUGGAUUUAAAACAACUCUAGAUUCCGAGAUGAAGAGGUUCAAAGCAGAUGGAGUUGGACUAGAAAAAAGGAGAGCAGACCCAAUAUCUGUCAAUGAUGAGGAGCAACUAUGAUGAGCAGCUAAUAAUGAAGGUGACUGGACAUCAAAGUCUCGAAGGAGCUCGAACAUAUAACUGAACAUCGGAGACUCAGAAUAAAGAAAUUUUGUCAAUUCUAAAU
Molecule: messenger RNA, 1915 nt
Organism: Amphimedon queenslandica
Lineage: Eukaryota; Metazoa; Porifera; Demospongiae; Haplosclerida; Niphatidae
Exons: 2
Coding region: 1420-1809 (129 amino acids)
Source: RefSeq, a predicted model, not a curated record